Messenger RNA from Galleria mellonella (greater wax moth), 3065 nucleotides. RefSeq names its product lysosome-associated membrane glycoprotein 1-like. The transcript has 5 exons. Lineage: Eukaryota; Metazoa; Arthropoda; Insecta; Lepidoptera; Pyralidae. The coding region runs from base 151 to 1029 and encodes 292 amino acids. The record is from RefSeq and is a predicted model, not a curated record. Gene Ontology annotation, cellular component: membrane.
AUGUAAUUAGUCUGUGGUUCUGAGUCGAGGUCGACAUUUUUGUUCGUUGUUCACCGCUGCAUUAAUAGCAAAUCAUUAUUUGCUUUGCAUUUUUAUCUUCUUAUCCUGUCUUCUAAUAUAAGUCAUUAAAAUACAAACCAAAACGUGUAAAUGGCUCGCUUAAGGUUUUUUGUGUUAUUAGCGGUUUUAUGCAGCUGUUCCGAGUUGGGACACGGGGAGAUGACGUCCCCGAAGACGGUGCUGAUUGAUGUGCCUCCUCAGCAUCCAGGGGUGGUUUACAGCGUCCCAGACGACCCAGUGUCCUCCACUGAAGCUCCGAUCACUCACCCUACGACGGAUUCGACGGAAGAGCCGACGACAACCAGUUCCACAACCACGUCUACAACUACGUCCACGACAACUACAACCCCUCCCCCGCCUCCGCCUCCACCUACUCCAGCCCCAACUCCAGCACCCAAACCUGGUCCAGUCCCUCCCCCAGAUCAGGGCAUGUGGCAUUACACCGAUAUGAACAACAUCACCUGUGUCAUGGUCCAGUUUGCUGCUCAGCUUGAUGUCAAAUAUCCACAAGGAGCAAAUAACACACUAACAGAUGUGUUCAUCAACGUGCCAGCAAACGCGUCCGUCACCGGCGGUAGCUGCAACGCGACUGAGCAGUGGAUCGAACUCGUCUGGGGCAACGUCACUGUUGGCAAUAACAUUUUCAACAAUACCCUCAGAAUUGUGUUCGCAGCUAAUGCCACCACCAAGACCUAUACGUUCAAGGGCUUGAAUGUAUCACUCAGCCCACAGAACUUCUAUAACAGCUCCAUCAAUACCAACGUGGACGUAUGGCACGGCAAGGAGUGGCAGACGCCGCUGUCCACGUCGUACCGGUGCUCGCGGCCUACCGAGCUGAAGCUGACCGGCGAGACGAGCAACGUGGCCGCCGCCAUCACCUUCACCAAGCUGCAGGAGGAGGCGUUCAGGAACACUAACAGCACAUCGUUCAGUGCCGAUAACACGGCAUCGGAGUAUCAGUGCAAGUAGUCAAUAUAUAAAUAUUAUAUUAUAUAAAACAAACAGCAUCCUUCCAUCCAGUCUGUUCAUCCGCAUCGCGACCACAGAACUCUGCACGCCGGUACGAACGCUCAAAGCAAUUGAUUCCCAAUCAUUAAAAGGGACUUAAAUAUAUAUAUAUAUAUAUAUAUAUAUAUAUAUAUAUAUAUAUAUAUAUAUAUAUAUAUAUAUAUAUAUAUAUAUAUAUAUAUAUAUAUAUCACCCUAUAAGCGAUAUUCGCUUGAAAUACAUAUUUUAUUUUUUAAUUUUUGCUUGUUUAAAAAUAUAUAUUUCGUAAUUUGAUAUAUACAAUGGCUUCCUACACAAUACUGUGGCGAUAGUCAUUUGUAUUUUGGAAUUUAAAAAUUGUAUAGUGAAAAAACUGGUUUAUAGUACUGAAGGUUUUGUUUAACUAAAGCAUUUAAUAAGGCAGCAAUAAAAGGCGUGAGCAGAAGUCUUAAUUCUUAAAAAUGUUAUAGCACGAAUAAUGGAGAGCAGAGCUCUUGAAGCUCUGUACGUAUCGUAACGUAAAGCAUUUUUUUCUACGCCUGCAGCGACUAUUUAUAAAUACCAUAGAUAAAAUUUUCUUUAGUAACUGGUUGGGAAUCAGUUGUCGCGACUCUGUGUCCUAAAAUAUUGUAAAUGCGUAGAUAGGUCGCACGUAACAUUUGCUCAAGCUUAUUUUGAAAGCUGGCAACACUCAUGUCCAGUUGUCGUUUUGUUCACGUUUAGGUUAUGUCAAAUAUAACUUGUACAGUUUUAUGUAGAAAAAAAUUGCAUCACUGACUGUGUUUAGGUUUCCGAAAUGAAAAAAAAAAAAUAGGUGGAUACAAGUGUCACUUUAGUGUUCUAAUAAAGUCUUUGAGAUAGGUACCAGAAGUAUUAAAUUAACAUAUUUCAAUUAGAACAAGUACAUCUGUUCGCUUCUCAUGUGGUAUUAGAACAACUAUAUAUUGUUUCAGAACAUCGUUAAUAAAAAAAUAAUAAUAGCUAACAAAAAUAAAAAAAAAUGGCCAUAUUCUGCUCAGCAUUCUCAAUUUUAUUUCUGCUGGAUGGAGUUUUGAUUUUUUAUUAUUUUUUUUUUUAAAUAACAUUAUUAUCCAAAGCAAUGAUCCAGAGAUGGAAAGAGUUUUAGCAAAAAAAAAAAAAGACAUUCGUCUCGGCCAUAAUUAUAGAUAGAAUUUAUUAAGAUUUUAAAAUUCGAAAGAUUCUUUUCCAAUUUCAAACUUUUAUUUAAAAGAUGCAGUCAAGGAAUCUAUUCAUAAAUAUAAUAUGUGAUGUUAUUAGUUUUAAAUGUGAUGGGGUUAGCAUAAUAUGUCAAAUAAAUUAACUAUUAUUGCAAUAUAUAUAAAUAUAUAUUUUAAUUAAUUUUAAUUUCUUUCAUUGUAUUAAUUAUUUUUGAAUUCUAAUUCCGUGAUUGUGUCCAAAGAUGUUGUUUCAGUUAUACACAAGUAUAACGAAUCAGUUUUACAUUGGUUUCUGUCCAAAUAUUGAGAAUAUUAUAUUAUAAAUGGCGCUCGUAACUAUACAGUUGAUACGAAGCAGUGUCUUUCUUUACUGUAGUUAGUAUUCGACAUCUACUUAUGUAAGUGUAAAAGUACGGGACAUUCAUUGCUGAAGAUCAAAUUGAUGGGAUUACUGGUUACAAUGUUCUGGCAACACAUACUUUGUCGAUAUUUUUUUUCUCAACGUUUUAACGGUCCUGGAUACUAGUCUUUUAAGCAUACCAAUAUAAUACUAGUGUUGCCAAAUAAUAUUUAAAAACUGGCAAUGAAUCGCCCUGUAUUGCGGCGGUACCUUAUUAUCCAUCUUUGAAGGGUUCUCGCCGAGGUGUGCAAAAAGUUAUCGUUGUGUGACUAGACCGGGAUUUUUAUUUUAUAAUUCCAUCGAUUCGUUUAUUGAUUUCUGAAUUUUAUCUUUUUUUAUUUUAUUUUUAAACGACCCGCACUGGCCAACCAACGAUAGCUAGACUCGUGUUGGACGAAUUGUAAUUAAUUGAUGAAAAAAAUAAAUGUUUUUUAUUGCCA